Messenger RNA from Solanum dulcamara, 1060 nucleotides. RefSeq lists its product as uncharacterized. Lineage: Eukaryota; Viridiplantae; Streptophyta; Magnoliopsida; Solanales; Solanaceae. The record is from RefSeq and is a predicted model, not a curated record. Bases 41 to 751 code for a protein of 236 amino acids. The transcript has a single exon.
CAAAAUAAUAUCAAUCUUCCAAUUAAUAAAAUCUCUAAAAAUGUCUCCACCACAAUCUCCAAAUUCAUCUAGAGAUCAAGUUCGUCCGUUAGCACCUUCAUCUCAUCGUAUACAUGUCGAAAACGAAGAAGGCGUUAAUAAUUAUACAUCUGUGUCCAGUACAGAGUUAGCAAAGAAAAAACGACGUCGUAAGAGGUGUAUCAAAUUUUGUGGUUGUUGUGGAGUCACAACGAUAAUUAUAGGUAUCGUUAUUUUGAUCCUUGCGCUCACUGUUUUCAAGGUGAAAGAUCCGACGAUAAGAAUCAAUUCGAUCCGAUUUGAGGGGUUGAGUGCCCUUACUAGUAAUUCCAAUCUUCAAACCAACAUGAAUAUUACGGUCUCUGCUGAUAUUUCUAUUAAAAAUCCUAACGCGGUCUCGUUCAAGUUUAAGGCUGCAACCGCUAGUUUGAUUUAUAGCGAUAGAUUCAUCGCAGAAGCCCAAUUGCCGCGAGGGUCUGCUAGGGCUCGACGGACGUUCCGGAUGAACGUGAACAUUAUGGUUAUGGUUGAAAAAUUAGUCGGAAUUCCAAGACUCACGAGUGAUUUGAUAGCGGGGGAAUUGCCGGUAAGUAUGUUGACAAAUAUUAAUGGAAAGGUCAAUUUAGGUGUGAUUAAGAAGAGUGUUGGUAUAAGAAUGAAUUGUAAUAUGGCGGUAGAUUUACAACGACAAGAUGUUAAGAAUAUUGAUUGCGAGAGGAAAGUUUCUCUAUAGGUACUUACAAUCAGUGGUGGAUCCAGAAUUUUCAAUAAGAGAUUUAAAAUCUGAAAAAGUAAAUACAUGAAUAUAAAUAGUAUAAUUUUUCGCCCCUAGCCACCAUGUCGCUCCAUCCUUGACUGCAAUUCGAACGUGUGACACUAUAGUUUGAAUUGUGAUUUUUUGACUAUUAUAUAUGGAUGGGAUAUUUGAAUUUAGUUAAUAGUGAGUAUUAUAUGGUAUGUGGUAUACUUAGUUGAGAUUAUGAUAUUUAGUUGAGAUUAUGAUAGGAGUGAUAUAUGUAAGUACUUUAUUUUUUUUAUGCUA